GAAAAACGGUAUGUCAUAGGGUCUGAUAUAGAUAGUAGUGAGUGGCAACAAUGGUUCAGUCUUCUCGCUGGCCGCGUCGCGUGUGCAGGUUGGUUCCUCAUCAGUGACCCUGAACCAUGAAGCUCGCUAGUGGUCACGAGGUGGAGGUGCUGGAGGGGGAGGAGCUGGCGAAGCAGAUGAAGGACUUCCACGGCUACACCGACGGGCUGGUUCGCCUCACUCCCGGACGCUGGCUCUUCCCGAAACCAUAUCUGCGCUUCGCCGACAAGUACUUCAAGUUUGAGUUCCGCCCCAGCGAUGUGGUGGUGGAUACGUACCCGAAGUGCGGCACCACCUGGAUGCAAGAGAUCAUCUGGACCAUGAAGCACAACCCGGACCUCACCAAUCCCCUUGCCGGUCUCCACGUCCUCGCCCGAUCCCCUUUCUUGGAGAUGGACAUGUUAUUCCAAGAGACAAAACUAGACGAAGAAAUGAGCGAGAAUCUUUUCUUCGAGGGCUUCAAAUUGAUGUGUCCGGGCAGGGACCCCAAGGACGGCAUGACUCUGCAGAUGGCCGAGUGUGUGCCCGACCCUCGCGUCAUCAAGACCCACCUCCCCCUCUCGCUCGUUACGCCCUCGCUGUUGGACACUUGCAAGGUGGUGUACGUGGCCAGGAACCCCAAGGACAUGGUCGUCUCCUAUCACCACCACAGUAAGCUCAUCAACAUGCACGGCUUCAAGGGCACCUGGGAGGACUUUGUCGAGUACUUCGUAACCGAUGACCUGGUGUACGGAAACUACGCCCUCAUGCUGAAGGAGGCGUGGGAGAAGCGGAACCACCCCAACAUGCACUUCGUUUUCUACGAGGACAUGAAGGCAGACGUGAUGGGGGAACUCAAACGUCUCGACGCCUUCCUCGGCACCAAACUCACGCCCCAGCAGCUGGAGGGCGUGGCUCGACACACCAGCUUCAAGGAGAUGAAAGCCAGGGACCCAAUGACGAUCGACAUGGAGAAGUCAAACCUGAUGGAUGCGGAGCUCAUUAAGAAAGAGGGAGGAUUCUUCAGGAAAGGAGAAGCUGGUGACUGGAAGGGCAAAUUCUCCCCCCAACUUUUGGCCAAAGUGGACGCCUGGAUUGAAAGGAACAUCAAAAGCAUGGGCGUGGACUUCAAGUAUUCCAUCUGAGGUGAUCUACGGCGUCGACGUCUCUAGAACACAUUAGACAAGAGAAUUUUAGAUUUAUUUUUAGAAAGAUUCAAUACAGUAUACAACAUCGA
Molecule: messenger RNA, 1255 nt
Organism: Eriocheir sinensis (Chinese mitten crab)
Lineage: Eukaryota; Metazoa; Arthropoda; Malacostraca; Decapoda; Varunidae
Product: sulfotransferase 1B1-like
Exons: 7
Coding region: 117-1163 (348 amino acids)
Biological process (GO): sulfation
Cellular component (GO): cytoplasm
Molecular function (GO): sulfotransferase activity
Source: RefSeq, a predicted model, not a curated record